Poeciliopsis prolifica (blackstripe livebearer) is the source of this 718-nucleotide messenger RNA. RefSeq names its product thyroid stimulating hormone subunit beta a (gene tshba). Gene Ontology annotation, biological process: G protein-coupled receptor signaling pathway. Gene Ontology annotation, molecular function: hormone activity. Gene Ontology annotation, cellular component: extracellular region; cytoplasm. Lineage: Eukaryota; Metazoa; Chordata; Actinopteri; Cyprinodontiformes; Poeciliidae. The transcript has 3 exons. The record is from RefSeq and is a predicted model, not a curated record. The coding region runs from base 145 to 585 and encodes 146 amino acids.
UUUUUAUUCCUUCUUUGUCUCAAGCCUUACCUGAGGGUACCGCUGUAAGCUGCAGCCACAAACAGGCCUGGAAUUCCAGGAUAGACUUCCAGAAUAUCCAUCACAAGGACCAAACCUGGUUAAGGGAAAACCACCUGGCUGAAAAUGGAGACAUCCGUGUUCAGCUGCUGGGUUCUUUUUCUGCUGAUUUAUCCCGUUGUUCCCAUGUGUCUUCCCACACAGUUCACAUUGUUCGUGGAAAAGCCAGAAUGUGACUAUUGUGUAGCGAUCAACACUACUAUCUGCAUGGGAGUUUGCCUCACAAAGGACACCAACAUGAGGGAUAUUUUCCGCUCACGCUUCGUUGUUCAGAGAAGUUGCACCUAUGAUAAGGUGGAAUACCGUACAGUCAUUCUGCCAGGCUGUGCUAUCGACUCCAACCCUGCAUAUACCUACCCAGUAGCUAUCAGCUGCCACUGUGAUGCCUGCAGAACAGACAGGGAUGAAUGCACACUCAGACUCAACAGCUACAAUGCUAACUGUGUUAAACCAGUCAGGCGCGUUUAUCCUUAUCCUGGUCAGAGCAACUACAUGAUCCCAUUUUAAUUCUUCUGUCUAUCUAAGAAAAUAAAGGUUUUUACUUCUUAUCUUAUAAUAUACCAUUGACAAUUUGCACUGUUCCAUUCUAUUUGACUAAUUUGACAUUUUGUUUUCUAGUUUUUAUUUGUCAGAAGUUAAU